CGCUGAGGGAGCGCGGCUCCGCGUCGGACGGACGGAUCCCGGUGAAGGAGCGGCGAGAGGAGCGGCGUCUCCCCUCGCCGCGCGCUGAUCCCGCCGAUGCUGCCCCGACAGAGAGAGAGAGAGAGAGAGAGAGAGAGAGAGCACUGGUCCCGGUAGGAUGACGGCUCGAUCUGCGAGGGGAAUCUAGGGGAGACGAAGAUGAAGACAAGAGUGUACCAAGGGGUUAGUGGCAUCAUCAUCAUCACCAUGGUUACCAGCUUGAUGUUGGUGUACAACAGCAGCCCCGGUGACAGAUCAUCGUCCGCAUCAGCAUCAGCAUCAUCAUCAUCACCUCCCCGCCGUUUAGAUGCUGCUGGUUUAUCCACAAAGAAGCCAGAGAGACCGCAGAGACUCCCAACGUCAACACUUGAGGGAUACACAGGUGUCAUGGAUCAUAAGUCUCUGAAGAUGCACUGCAGGACUUGUGCCCUGGUGACAAGCUCGGGUCAGCUGACUGGGAGCAGAAGGGGAGAAGAGAUUGAUCGCUCUGAAUGCGUCAUCCGCAUGAACGACGCUCCCAGCGAAGGCUGUCAGCGGGACGUUGGCCAGCGCACCAGCCUGCGUGUCAUAGCUCACUCCAGCCUGCAGAGGGUGCUGCGGAGCAGACAGGAGCUGCUCAACGCGAGUCAAGACACAGUGUUCAUCUUCUGGGGACCAAGCAGCUGCAUGAGACGGGACGGAAAAGGCCAUGUUUACAACAACCUGAGGCUGCUAAAGCAGCUACUGCCCAGACUGAAAGUCUACAUCAUUUCUCGAAGCAAGAUGCUCAAGUUUGAUGAACUAUUCAAAAAGGAAACAGGGAUCGAUAGGAAGAUUUCCAACUCCUGGCUGAGUACCGGCUGGUUCACCAUGGCCAUAGCCCUGGAGCUGUGUGACAGGAUCAACGUGUAUGGCAUGGUGCCGCCGGAUUUCUGCAGGUCCUCCUCACAUCCCUCCGUGCCGUAUCAUUACUAUGAGCCCCUGGGGCCCGACGAAUGCUCCAUGUACCUCUUCCACGAGAGGAGUCGACGAGGAAGCCACCACCGCUUCAUCACGGAGAAGACGGUGUUCGCCAGCUGGGCUCGAACCCUCAACAUCCAUUUUCACCAGCCGGACUGGACGCCGGCCGCCGUCGUCAGCAGCAUGAACAGCUCGCACACUCCAGCACCAGCUGGAUCCUGAGUCUCACUCGACGGAUGAUCCCCAGAAUAGUAGGGUAUGAGUGUGGACAGUUUCCAGUGUGCAGAUUCCCAGUCCGGUCAAUAUGAAUGUACGUGGCAGCAGCAGGACAGAGCAGGCUGCGGAGGCUGUCAGGCGACUGCCAAAGCAGCUUAGCAGAACGGAAUGGUUGCAUAAGCAGCACGAAGGCUCAACAUUGUUUUGGAAGUGUAACUAUAAUAGGAUGAGUUUCAUACUGGAGUCAAUGCCAGGCUGGCUCAAAUGUGUGUGUUUUUUUUUCUCCCACCCACUCAUGUGUAGAGCUGCUUUAAUAACACUUGAGCUGUAGGAGAGCGGACAGAUGAUGAGUCAAUACACCACUGCAAUAACUUAGAGUACGACUGAUCCCUUUUCAUAAAUCCCAACUGAACACAGAUUGAUUGACACUGAGGUCUUGUCCUCAGUAUUGUUUCUGGGGUUUUGAUGACCUGAGAAAGAAUUUACAUUCUACAGCUACACACAAACAAGUCACUGUGUUUUCUGUCAAAGCUAACUGUGAUGUUUCUAGAGUCACUAUCUUUAAUUUUGUAGACUUUGAAUUGAUGUAUUUGUACGUUUUCAACAAGACAGUGUGAAUAAGACAGCAACAGCACAGAAUACAAUCUCCUCAUACAUGUCAGUGACAUAACAUGUCUGUCCUGUUAUACCGAAGUGUGGGUAUUUAUUGUUAUAUUAAAGCAAAUUAAAUAAUAUGAUUAAAACAAUCCAAACAAACUAUAA
Messenger RNA from Scophthalmus maximus (turbot), 1956 nucleotides. RefSeq names its product ST6 (alpha-N-acetyl-neuraminyl-2,3-beta-galactosyl-1,3)-N-acetylgalactosaminide alpha-2,6-sialyltransferase 5b (gene st6galnac5b). The record is from RefSeq and is a predicted model, not a curated record. Lineage: Eukaryota; Metazoa; Chordata; Actinopteri; Pleuronectiformes; Scophthalmidae. Gene Ontology annotation, biological process: oligosaccharide metabolic process; ganglioside biosynthetic process. Bases 199 to 1200 code for a protein of 333 amino acids. Gene Ontology annotation, molecular function: alpha-N-acetylgalactosaminide alpha-2,6-sialyltransferase activity. The transcript has 5 exons.